Molecule: messenger RNA, 2138 nt
Organism: Mesoplodon densirostris (Blainville's beaked whale)
Lineage: Eukaryota; Metazoa; Chordata; Mammalia; Artiodactyla; Ziphiidae
Product: transcription initiation factor TFIID subunit 7
Exons: 2
Coding region: 638-1687 (349 amino acids)
Biological process (GO): RNA polymerase II preinitiation complex assembly; transcription initiation at RNA polymerase II promoter; regulation of transcription by RNA polymerase II
Cellular component (GO): transcription factor TFIID complex
Molecular function (GO): RNA polymerase II general transcription initiation factor activity
Source: RefSeq, a predicted model, not a curated record
ACUUCCGCCCGAGGCGUGUUGCGACUCAGCAGCUGCUCGUCUCGUGUGGUGACGCAGCUGUUUUUUCUCGGCUAGGUCUGCUGUAACGGCCGGAGGCCGCCUGAGCUGCGGAGUUGCAGAAUCUGGCGUUCGGAGCUGCGGUUCUUGGCGAGAUUUCGCGUUUCCCGUCCUCAGCCAUUUCACCGAUAAUCAGCGGAUCGCUUUGCCAAGUACCGGGAAGAACAAAGGAAUUCGGAAGGAGACUCUCGGCUCCCGGUCGCCUUUCUCUGAGUGGCUUCGUUUUCCGCUCGCGCCUGUCCGGAGAAACUGGACUUAUAACCGUCACUGGAUUGAGCCGCCAUUUGCUUUCCCUGCGUUGUCCUGCAGCGGCAUCCAGAGGUUGGAACUUGGCAUUGCAGCUAACAGAUUUAAAUGGACCUGAGUAAGGCAAUGCGUCAUUAACGACUGGUAUUGUCACAGCAUAUUUAGAAAGACUUGGGGCUUAAUUCAGAAUAGACGCCUAGUUGCUGUUCUACCUAGAACUCUUUGUAAUUAAAGACUUCAAUUUAUAAAGAACUGGUCUUUCAGUUGAAAUAGCUGAAAUUUUUUAGUGCAACAAGUGGUUACUAGAGAAAAAGUGAGUCACAAAGAAAUAAAGAUGAGUAAGAGCAAAGAUGAUGCUCCUCACGAACUAGAGAGCCAGUUUAUCUUACGCCUACCUCCGGAGUAUGCCUCUACUGUGAGGCGGGCGGUACAGUCUGGUCAUGUCAACCUGAAGGACAGACUGACAAUUGAGUUACACCCUGAUGGGCGUCAUGGAAUUGUCAGAGUGGACCGGGUCCCAUUGGCGUCAAAAUUGGUAGAUCUGCCAUGUGUUAUGGAAAGUUUGAAAACCAUUGAUAAAAAAACCUUUUACAAGACAGCUGAUAUCUGUCAGAUGCUUGUUUGUACAGCUGAUGGUGAUCUCUAUCCUCCUGUUGAGGAACCAGUUGCCACUGCUGAUCCCAAAGCAAUCAAGAAAAAGGAUAAGGACAAAGAGAAAAAGUUUAUGUGGAACCAUGGAAUUACUCUGCCUCUAAAAAAUGUCAGAAAGAGAAGGUUCCGUAAGACAGCAAAGAAGAAAUAUAUUGAGUCUCCAGAUGUGGAAAAAGAAGUAAAGCGGUUGCUGAGCACAGAUGCUGAAGCUGUCAGUACCCGUUGGGAAAUAAUUGCUGAAGAUGAAACAAAAGAAGCAGAAAAUCAAGGCCUUGAUAUCUCUUCCCCAGGAAUGUCUGGCCACAGGCAGGGCCAUGACUCAUUAGAACAUGAUGAGCUUCGGGAGAUAUUCAAUGACCUCAGCAGCAGCAGUGACGAUGAAGAUGAGACACAGCAUCAAGAUGAAGAAGAUAUAAACAUCAUUGACACUGAGGAAGAUCUGGAAAGGCAGCUACAGGACAAGCUAAAUGAGUCAGAUGAACACCACCAAGAAAACGAGGGAACUAAUCAGCUGGUUAUGGGAAUUCAGAAACAGAUUGAUAACAUGAAAGGCAAGCUCCAAGAGACCCAGGACAGGGCAAAGCGACAGGAGGAUCUCAUCAUGAAAGUGGAAAACCUGGCUCUCAAGAACAGAUUUCAGGCUGUGCUGGAUGAACUGAAACAAAAGGAAGACCGAGAAAAGGAGCAGCUCAGCUCUUUGCAAGAAGAGCUAGAAUCACUCCUAGAGAAGUGAGAGUUUUGAUACUUAAUUUCAUUCCUGACGAUGGUCAGCCUUGAAAGAAAAACUUUGUUUUUAUCACCUGGACUAGAUAGUAAAACUUUGCAGUUGUUCCCAAUUUUCUCCACUGCCUUCUAUUGGAUUUGUUUUAUAAUUGUGAAUUUCUAUCAUUUGUUUUUGGAACCACUUUGGUGGGUGUUUGUCCUGUAGUAAGUAGGAAUAUAUAGACAGAUAAAUGUAGGGAAGUUGUAGGAUUAGUGGAGUGAACAGUUCAGUUUGGUAAUUAAUCACAGCUUCACUGCAGGACUUUGCUGCUGUUUCUCCGUUUACCAGAAGCUGCCAUUGCUACUCUGUGAUAACAUCUGAGAUAAAUUAGUAGAUUCUAGUUUGGUGGCAGUGAAGUUUGUUUACAUACGUUUUCCCAUGCUGUAGCUAUUUUCCCAGUUAUUAAAAGCAGUUUUCCACA